This is a messenger RNA of Microsporum canis CBS 113480, 1290 nucleotides long. RefSeq lists its product as hypothetical. NCBI's taxonomy places the organism in Eukaryota, Fungi, Ascomycota, Eurotiomycetes, Onygenales, Arthrodermataceae. The transcript is spliced from 3 exons. The record is from RefSeq and is a predicted model, not a curated record. Bases 1 to 1290 code for a protein of 429 amino acids.
AUGACUCAUAUUCCAAGUCAACACUCGAUCAUUACUGUGAUUAUGAUAUCUCUUAGAGACAUUUUUAUGCUGCUAAGACCUGAAAAUGCAUAUCGGCGACUUCAGCGUAGUAUCUCGCCGAAAAUUACCAAAAUGCAACUCUCACAGCCUGUUGUCUCUCAUGUCAAGAAGCAGGACCCUAUGGCAGAUGGUGCCGCACCUUACUUCACAGAGUACCAGCAUAUCUUCUUCCCUCAACUUACUUGUAUGAGCAAAACUCAUUUGGAAGCAUGGAUCUUUGAUGCUAUUGACCCAACCGUCGAUAAUAUUGCUGUUACCAUGACAUUCUUCCGUGAUGGUACUCAAGCAGCUUUGGGGAAAUGUCCAAUUCGCACUACAUUUCGAGCCGCUUUACCAGAUGGAAGCAAGAUAGCGGCGGAACUUUUCGCUCAAGAUAGCAUCAUCGAAGCCGACCCAGAAACGGAGAAGAUUGUAGGGAAAUGGCUAGGAAAGAAGGAUGAUGAUGAUACCGGUGAUUCUUCAUGGGCACAAUAUGAAGUGUCAUUCGACAUGUCGGAGGUUAUUGUUACUAUCAACCUACCCACUGUCCGAGGCACCCUGAAACUCCAACAGCAUGGUGGAAGAGAUGUUGAAAUCACCACAGAGCGUCAGCUGAUGGGACCUGGGUUAGCUUGGGUGCACUCAAUUCCUCGCGCAAAGGCGGAGGUGAACUUUACCUUCCAUGAAGAAGAAGCAUCCAAACAACUGCAAUUCGAGGGUUAUGGAGGCAAUGAUUAUUGUCGAUCGACUGAGUCGAUGCCUGAAUUGAUGGAAGGGACCACAUAUGUCCGUGGUCAUGCGGGCUCUUACACUUUCGUCCUAUUCCGCCUCUUCAGUCGCCUCCACCCCGGCAAAACGUACACUAGGGCAACUUUGGUGAAAGAUGAUACAGUGCUCGUUGAAAUGGUUUCAGAUGAUAGUGUCUCUUUGACGAAAGACUACUUAUCAUUUCGCUCUACAUACAGCGGGAAGCUCAGGGGCAAUUACUCCGACCAUACCACUGGCUACAGAGUGGAUUUUGUUUCCCCCAGUCGAAGCAAGCAUUGGUCAUUUGAACUCAACCACCAAAAUUUGUGGUGGAGUAUGCCUACGGAAGCACCUCCAGCGAGGACGGGAAAUAAUGGCUUUAUCUCCGCGGUAACUGGUGGUGAUACCAGUGAACCAGUGCAGCAAGGAAUGGCUACCAUUGUACAUAUACAAAUGACGGCGAUGAAGUCCGAUUAUAAAGGGAUCAGUAACCGCCAACUAUAA